Talaromyces proteolyticus is the source of this 3628-nucleotide messenger RNA. RefSeq lists its product as uncharacterized. Gene Ontology annotation, molecular function: ADP binding; catalytic activity; protein binding. Bases 50 to 3628 code for a protein of 1192 amino acids. The transcript is spliced from 2 exons. Gene Ontology annotation, biological process: nucleoside metabolic process. Gene Ontology annotation, cellular component: kinesin complex. NCBI's taxonomy places the organism in Eukaryota, Fungi, Ascomycota, Eurotiomycetes, Eurotiales, Trichocomaceae. The record is from RefSeq and is a predicted model, not a curated record.
CGAACAUGAUCCCUCGUAGUACUUUGCAGCAGGUGGAAUACUACAGAAAAUGAAAUACUCUCACUCAGACUACACGGUCGCGUGGGUUUGCGCUCUACCACUGGAGUUAGCAGCCGCCGAGGCGCUGUUGGAUGAAACUCAUGAUCGCCCCGCACAAGUCGCCCCAGCUUCAACUACCUAUGUUCUCGGAAAAAUCAGCGGCCACAAUGUGGUGCUGGUUUGUUUACCAUCGGGAGAAUAUGGUACCAUAUCCACUGCAAGUGUUGUAUCCCAUAUUCUAGCAACCUUUCCAGCAGUCCGACAUGGUAUUCUGGUUGGGAUUGCAGGAGGGGUGCCGAAUAAUCAGGUAGAUAUCCGGCUUGGUGACCUGGUCGUCAGUGAACCCACUGCAGAUUCCAGUGGUGUCUUUCAAUAUGACUUCGGGAAAGCGCUCCACGAUGGCCGAUUUCAACAGACACGGACCUUGAACCGACCAUCACCGAUCCUCUUAACUGCAGUGUCUCAGCUCAAAUCCCGUGAGCUGCGAACUGGAACUAACGGAAUCUCUGUUAUUACAGAGGAAGCUUUAAAACAAAACCCAGACAUGGCCAUCAGAUUUUCUAAACCUCCAGCAGAGGAUCGCCUUUUCCAGGCCACAUAUAGUCAUGUCAACAAUGAGGAUACUUGCUGGAGUUGCGACCGAAGUAUGGAGGUCAAGCGCGUCCCACGGCCAUCCACAGAGCCGCAUAUUCACUAUGGAGUCGUUGCCUCCGGAAACCAAGUCAUCAAAGAUGGUCAAACACGAGAUCGGAUCGCCAAAGAACAUCAUUGUUUAUGUUUUGAAAUGGAAGCAGCCGGCCUUUUAAAUGAACUCCCUUGUUUAGUGAUUCGGGGGAUCUGUGACUAUUGUGAUUCUCACAAGAAUAAAAAAUGGCAGGGAUACGCAGCAUUUACAGCCGCCGUUUACGCAAAAUUCCUUCUUGGGAAAGUUCCUACCCAUCGCCAGUCUCUGCUCACAGGAAGCCAGAGCUAUCCCAAACCGUGCUGGAUGGUGCCAUUUGAGAAAAACCCCCGAUUCAUCGGUUGUUCCCGCGAAGUGGCGAACUUGGAGGAGAAGAUCCUUGGUGACACAGGUAUGCAGAAAGCGGCAAUUUCUGGCCUAGGAGGCGUCGGGAAGACGCAGAUAGCAUUAGCGGUAGCUUACCGGAUCCGAGAGAGAGACCCUAAUCGGUCAAUUUUCUGGAUUCCUUCCACCAGUGUUGAAACUGUUGAGCAGGCCUUUCAGAGUAUCGGAGAACAUUUCAGCCUGCAAAAUCCGGCAUCUGCCGAUAUGAAAUUGAAGGUACAGCGGUAUCUCAGCUCGGAUCGAGCAGGACCGUGGUUACUAAUUGUCGAUAAUGCGGACGACAUGGAUAUGUGGACUAAGUCCAUGACAUCUCCCGCACUCAGGAGUUUUCUUCCACACGGGACACACGGCUUUAUCCUCUUCACGACCCGGAAUCAGCAGCUGGCAACCAAACUAGUUGGGCCAGAUGUGAUGCAGAUUUCUGAGAUGGAUGCGACAGUGGCGAAGGAUCUUUUAAGGAAAUCCUUGAUCGAAAAGGAACUGACUGAAGACAAAGAGUCUACAACCAAACUAAUUGAUCAACUCCAUGGACUUCCGCUCGCCAUUGUCCAGGCUGCCAGUUAUAUCAACGAAAACUCUAUCUCCCUGGCCCAGUAUAUGAUUCUCCUGAAUCAACAAGAGAGCGGCUUGGUUGAACUACUCAGUCACGAUUUCGAGGAUGAUUGGCGAUACACAAACCUAACCAAUCCGGUAGCAACAACCUGGCUAAUCUCCUUUGAUCAGAUCCGGCGAUCCAAUGUCUUGGCCGCUAAUUAUCUUUCCUUCAUGUCUUGUAUUGAUCCUCGAGAGAUCCCACAAUCACUUCUGCCGAAUAAUAAUACUUCACUUCCGCAACAGAUCCAGGCACUAGGCGUACUGAAAAGCUAUUCCUUUGUAACUGCACAGACGAACAGCCAAUUAUUGAGCAUUCACCGACUGGUUCAUUUCGCUACGCGUAGCUGGCUGCGCAAGGAGAAGAGAUUAGAUUAUUGGAGGCUUCAGGCUAGCGAGCGGUUACGAGAAGCUUUCCCGUCUGCUGAGCCUGAGAAUCGGCUUUUGUGGCGAGCGUACCUACCUCAUGCGCAGAUCGUCCUACACAGCGUAGAAUCCUUUGAGGCUGGACAAGGGAAGUGGAGAGAAGAAUUGAGUAACAAGGUUGGACAAUGCCUUUUUAGUGACGGGAGGUAUACUGAAGCCGAAGCACUCCUUCGACAAGUAUUUGAGACCAGACAAGUCGUUCUAGGCCCGGACCACCCAGGCACCCUGACGAGCAUGAACAAUCUCGGCUUGGUGCUUAAUAUGCAAGGGAAAUAUGAAGAGGCAGAGAUGAUACAUCGGCAGACACUUAAGAUAAAAGAAAAAGUGCUAGAGUUAGACCAUCCAGACACACUGGCGAGCAUGAACAAUCUCGGCUUGGUGCUUAAUAUGCAAGGGAAGUAUGAAGAGGCAGAGAUGAUGUAUCGACAGGUACAUAGGAUAAGUGAAAAGGUGCUAGGGCCAGACCACCCAAAUACACUGAUGAGCAUGAACAAUCUUGGCUCAGUGCUUAAUAUGCAAGGGAAAUAUGAAGAGGCAGAGAUGAUACAUCGGCAGACACUCAAGAUAAGUGAAAAAGUGCUAGGGCUAGACCAUCCAAGCACACUGGCGAGCAUGAACAACCUUAGCUCAGUGCUUGAUAUGCAAGGGAAGAAUGAAGAGGCAGAGAAGAUACUUCGACAGACACUCAAGACAAGUGAAAAGGUGCUAGGGCUAGACCACCCAAACACACUGACAAGCAUGAACAAUCUUGGCUCAGUGCUUAAUAUGCAAGGGAAAUAUGAAGAGGCAGAGAUGAUACAUCGGCAGACACUUAAGAUAAGUGAAAAAGUGCUAGGGCUAGACCAUCCAGGUACACUGGCGAGCAUGAACAACCUUGGCUCAGUGCUUGAUAUGCAAGGGAAGAAUGAAGAGGCAGAGAAGAUACUUCGACAGACACUCAAGACAAGUGAAAAGGUGCUAGGGCUAGACCACCCAAAUACACUGACAAGCAUGAACAAUCUUGGCUCAGCGCUUGAUAUGCAAGGGAAAUAUGAAGAGGCAGAGACGAUAUAUCAGCAGGCACUUAAGAUAAAAGAAAAAGUGCUAGGGCUAGACCAUCCAAGCACACUGAUGAGCAUGAACAAUCUUGGCUUGGCGCUUGAUAUGCAAGGGAAGUAUGAAGAGGCCGAGACAAUGCUUCGACAGACACUCAAGAUAAGUGAAAGGGUGCUAGGGUUAGACCACCCAGACACACUAAGGAGCAUGUGGGGUCUAUCAUACACCUGGAAAAGGCAAGGCCGACAUGUCAAGGCUCUCGAUCUCCUCCAAACUUGUGUAAGCCUUCAAGGCAUCAAGCUAGGCCCUGAACACCCGGAAACCAAAUCGGCUACCGCUCUCCUGAACUAUUGGCUUCAAUCUAGCUGCGAUCCCAGUGUCAUUCCUGAAAGUUCACAGAUCGUUGAGGAUGUCCCCCAACGAAAGCCUCGCAAACGCGACAUUAUUCCUCGACUUCUCCGGAAACGAUAG